UCAGGUGGCCCCCCGAAACAGAUCCACCUCCUCAGCGUCGCGUGGUGGGAAGACGAGAACCUCCCAAAGGCAAAAGCCCACCCCAUAACCCCUAACCUAGGGUUUCGCCGCCAUGGGAUCCGCCGCCUCCGCCGCCUCCGACGCAGCGCCGCCACCGCCUUCUCCAGCGCAACCACACGGGGCCCUGCCGCCGUAUGGGGCUGGGCUCGCCGGCAUCCUCCCUCAGAAGCCGGAUGGGGAUGAUAAGAAGGAGGAGAAGGUGGACUACCUCAACCUCCCCUGCCCCGUGCCGUACGAGGAGAUCCAGCGCGAGGCCCUCAUGUCUCUGAAGCCUGAACUUUUUGAAGGUUUGAGGUUUGACUUCACAAAGAUGUUAACCCAGAAGUUCGCUCUUAGCCAUAGUGUCCUUAUGGGCUCCCUGGAAGUUCCGUCUCAGUCAGCUGAUGUUAUAAAAGUCCCAACAUCACAGUAUGAAUUUGGUGCCAAUUUUUUAGAUCCAAAGUUAAUGCUUAUCGGAAGGUUGAUGACUGAUGGAAGGCUGAAUGCUCGUGUGAAAUGUGAUCUGACAGAGAAUCUCGCGCUGAAAAUAAAUGCGCAGCUUACUAGUGAGCCUCAUUACUCUCAAGGGAUGUUCAACUUUGACUACAAGGGCACCGACUAUCGAGCACAGUUUCAAAUUGGAAACAAUGCGUUCUAUGGGGCAAAUUAUAUCCAGAGUGUUACGCCAAAUUUGUCGAUGGGAACAGAGAUAUUCUGGCUUGGUCAGCAAAGGAAGUCAGGAAUUGGAUUUAAUUCUCGCUACAAUACAGAUAAGAUGGUGGGUACUCUACAGGUUGCUAGCACUGGUAUUGUUGCGUUAAGUUAUGUCCAGAAAGUUUCUGAAAAGGUGUCUCUUGCUACUGACUUUAUGUAUAACCACAUGUCCAGAGAUGUGACUUCCAGCGUUGGUUACGAUUAUAUCCUUAGGCAGUGUCGUCUAAGGGGCAAAGUUGACUCAAAUGGUGUCGUUGCUGCAUACUUGGAGGAGAGAUUGAACAUGGGUGUCAACUUUCUUCUGUCUGCAGAGAUUGACCAUCCGAAGAAGAACUACAAGUUUGGUUUUGGAAUGACUGUAGGAGAGUAGAUAUGCUCACAGCAAUUACUGUGAGAGGACUACAGAUGUCUCCUCAGUUCGUUAUAAGUGCAGGUUUACCAUAUGGUCUCGGUUCAAGUGUUCGGGACCUACAGAUUCGCUCCUCGAGCGUUCAGGCUUUUUUGGUGUACUUGCGGUUGUCUCAUUUCAGCUGCUUUAGAUAGCAUGGGCAUUUGGGCGUCCAUGAUUCUUUGUUUAUCUAAAACAAGCUGAAACGUUGUUGUAAUAAUGUUCACUUGGUUGUUGGAGAUUUUUGACCCUUAGGUUCCCAGCAAUAGGCUUCUGUGAAAUGACCGUACUGCACAAUCUACAGACUAUAUACAUUGAGAAUUCAUGUGCAAUCUUUGCUCUCAUAUCAGUUAUAUGUUCUUACUGU
This is a messenger RNA of Triticum dicoccoides, 1508 nucleotides long. RefSeq names its product mitochondrial import receptor subunit TOM40-1-like. The coding region runs from base 113 to 1123 and encodes 336 amino acids. Gene Ontology annotation, cellular component: mitochondrial outer membrane. The transcript has 11 exons. Gene Ontology annotation, molecular function: transmembrane protein transporter activity. Lineage: Eukaryota; Viridiplantae; Streptophyta; Magnoliopsida; Poales; Poaceae. The record is from RefSeq and is a predicted model, not a curated record. Gene Ontology annotation, biological process: protein import into mitochondrial matrix.